GGACUCACACAAGUCUACUACCUCACCAGGAGUAUGAGAUGACUAACUCAAGUCUACUUCGUCACCAGAACUAGGAGCUGACUUACACAAGUCUACUGAUUACUAUUGGUUAUGCUUGAGUGGCAACCACAGGAUUUCAAUACAAGUCCCUCGCUCGCUAUGCAAUCAACAUCACAAUUCAGCUUUGGUUAGCUGGGACUACUAUAGUACGACUAGAGACAGACCAGAGUGUGCAGUCCUGUAACAGAUUCCAAACUAACUAUGGUUUCUUAGAUUUGUUCCUUUCUUAACUCUUAUAGUGUCUUGCUCUUCACAAGGUCUUUGUAUGGUUGAAGGAUAAAUCAGUCACAAUGGUGUCACAGAGGCAAGAUUCUAAUGUUACAUGUACUUAAAGACUCGUAUCAUGUAAAGUAAAAGACCACCUCACAACUUGUUGGCAUACUACUACGACAGCGUACGACUAGACUACAGAAUAUGGAGCCAAGUUGUUGAUCUACUCUUCAUUAAAUGAUCACCAGUAACAUCUAACAGCCAUGGAGAAUGGUUUUACGUCAGCCGCUGCCCUGCACAGCACGAGGCAACAGUUCCAACAGAAGUACUUGACAUGUAGCCAGUGUCGACAGGUCUAUGACGAUCAGACUAGAGUUCCCAAGUAUCUACCAUGCCUACAUACUAUCUGCAUUCACUGCCUGGCGUCAUUCGUCAACGGGAAGCCAGAGUUCCCUUGCCCACUCUGCAAAGCUCCAACCGGAAUCCCUCUCAGUGGAAUGUCUGCCUUCCCGACCAACUUCAACGUCAAGAAGCUCCGAGAGUUCCUGGCGAUAGAUGAGAUCCCAGAGAGUCGUGUCGGGUCGGCGUUUAUCUGCGAAGGGUGUGAUAAACAUGAGAGGGCACUAGUCUGCUGCGCAAACUGUGUGCGGUAUUUGUGUCGAGAGUGCGUCAUUGCUCAUCAGUAUGCUAAUGGGUUCCAAGAUCAUCACGUCAAUGUUCUCGGUGAUCUGAAUGACGAGGAAGAAGCCCAGCUUCAGAGACGGAGACUCUUCUGUACGAUCCACAGUCGACAAGCCUUGACGCUCUUCUGUGAGAAAUGCAAAGUCGCUGUGUGUCAGGUCUGCUCAAAUCUGGCACAUAUUGACGACGGGCAUCGCUUGGUGGAUCUCGGGUCAGUGAUUGACGAUCAGAGACGUGAGCUCGGACAUCUGAUGGGGAAGUGCCUGAUGCAGCAGAAGCCUCUGGAGAUGCUUCUUGGCAAUAUCAUCACCGAGCAGGGGAAACUCAACGUCAACGCUAAGACAGUAGAGGAAGACAUCCAUGCUUACUUCUUGGAGCGACAUAAAGAUCUGGAGAAACGAGAGCAGGAGUUGAUCAAGACGGCUCGUGCUGUUCACUCCAAAAUGGCGCUGAGUAUCAAGAAUCAGAAAGAAGCCGCUGAGACAACCCUAGCAGCCAUCAUGGCUACCGGGGAGUUCACCGAAACAGCCAUCUUACAUCGGAAUCCAGUAGAGACGGCGAGAGCAUGGCAGAAACUCAAACCAACCCUCUCGAAGAUCAACGAUAGAGUCUUCUACUCCAAGCCUGUCGCUAACAGCCUGAUUGAGUUCCGUCAUCAACACAAUGCCUCACAGAUGCAUUUCCAGCUUAGCGUACGAGAUCUUGGCAAGAUCUACACCAAUGAUAUCGCUCCAUUCCAGACUGAUGUCAAAGUGUUCCCAGCUUUCGUUGACCAGGAAUGUAAGAUUGGACUGAACACAAUCAACCUUGAUGGAGAAAAGAGUACACAGGGCGGGGCACUCGUCCAGGCAACGCUAAAAUCGCCGGCGGGUGAUCCGAUGACAUGUGACCUUCAAGAUAACAUGGACGGGACUUACCACAUCUUGUUCUCACCUAGCAUUGCGGGUGACCAUGAAAUGCUGGUAUGCGUGUCGAAGGAACCGGUGCAUAACGACCCAAUGAAGAUCUCAGUUCUUGACUUCCAUACCGACAUUGAGCCCGGUAUAGUGGGUACCGAGUGCCUAAUCCGUCUCCAUGCUACCGACAGCACUGGUAACGCACAACCGCUUCCCGAGGAUAUGAACAUUGACAUCUGCCUGAAAGAUCCGAUGUCUUACGAGACGGAAACCGAAGAGACAUUUACGUCGGAAGGAUCUUACGUGAUCAAGUUCCUUCCAAGAAUGGUCGGAGAUCACUUUCUGAACAUCUCACUCGACGGGACGCCUCUUAGAGGUUCAUCACUCGUUGUCAGCGUUCAUAAGAUCAUCGAGUGUACCUCAAAGGAUGAGGAGAUACUCCUUGAAGACGUGUCUGGCAUCGCUGUUUGCUCCAAGGGGAACAUCUUCCUUGCAGACACCUUCAAGAAUCAGGAGGUCGUCAAGCUUGAUGGAGACGGGAUGUUCCUCGAGACCUUCAGCGUGUCUUAUAAGAAUUACGCACUUCUGACUAUCGACAUGGAGGACAAACUCACGAUGUUCUUCCUCAAUCGUAAAUGCGUCUCCACCUACGCCACAGACGGGAAGUUCAUCCGCCGCUUCCAAGCCAACGAUGUAAAGAAUGUGACGAGUGUCGCUGUGAACGCUCGUGGUGAUACGCUUCUCCUUGAUUGCUUGGAAUGCUGCGUCUUCAUGUAUGAUGAGAAGGGGUUCUUCAUCCAGCGGAUCGGGAACCAAGGUUGCGGGAGAGGAGAACUGAACUUCCCCAUCAGUAUGUGUGUGGAUAAGUUCAGUAACAUCUACGUCAGUGACAAAGGGAACCAGUGUGUCGUACGGGUGAAUCCAGAUGGGAAGUACUUAAAGCAGUUUGGGGACAGAGACAGUUUGCUUCAUCCAGGCUCCGUAGUCAUCACCUUAGAUGGUUACCUCCUGGUUCACGAUGAAAGACUUGCGCAAGUUGUUCACGUCUUCAGCCCGCGUACCAAUGAGAUCAUACGAUUGGUUGAAGUACAUGGAAUCGUUGGCUUUCAGGAGGCAAUGGCGAUUACUUCAGACGGUUGUUUUGUUAAAGUGGAUCACAAAGGGAACUGUCUGAGGAAAUAUAGCUACAAGUGAAGAGAUAAGUCUAUGCUUAGUUGCAGUGUACACUCACGCCCGUGUUUAUUUCAUAGGAAAGCGAAUGCAAAGUGAAUUUUGGUGAAGCAAUAAUUGGUACAUGUUGUUUUUCUAAUGGGGAAGUUUUAAGACGCUAGGUGGCAGCAGACUUAACAGGUAAAUCCAUUGUUUUCUGUAAUGUCCAUUGUUCUCGGUAACCAUGGACAUUUACCUGGUAAGUCUGCUGCCACCUAACCUUUCAAAGUCUCCCACUGUGAUGCAAGAAAUCAGUUCACUUUCUCUUUCGCUUUACUGUGAGGUAUGAACCAAGCUUAACAGUCGUCUGAAACCAAAAUGACAUGGCUGUACAGUAUGUAAAGUCAUGAUGUAAAUUUAUGUUUCAGUUCUGUGCAUGACGCCUUAAAAUGUUGAUGAAAAUGUCAAAUGAGACUUGUUAACAAAAGAAAGCUUUCAGAGUUUGGCAACAGUUUGUAACAUUUAAAUGAAGUUAGUUGUGUCAGGUUUAAGUUCCAGUGAAUGGUUUCCUUUGUACCGCAGAGUGAAUUUGCUAGGAAAGUAUACCAGUCGCUACUCAAGAAAAUAAUCAUUUGCUAUAAUUUGUACUCAAUAUCAAUAUUCAGUGUGCAUAAAAACAAGUUCAGUCAUAACGCAAAAUUGCAGACAAAAUCAUUCCUUGAGUCUCUUGAAGUGUAGAGAGAAUUAUUCUUCUUUAAAUUUGAAGUUAAUUUGAUUUAGAAACUGGUCACAAAAUACCAGUUGAAACAUUUUUGAGCAGAAGUGUAAAAAAAAGGGUGAAACAAAAAUUUGUAUAAACGAAAACAAAAACAAGAUAAAAACCACAAAAACAAACAAGAAAUACCCCCCCCCCCCCCCCGCAAUCUCUUUAAAGUCAGUAUCGAUAAGGUUUUGCAUCCACCCAUGUGCAUGUAGUUGAUUUUCACUUUUGGUCACUUUAUAUUUCAUUUUGUAAACUACAGCUCUUUCAUGCGUGAAUAUUAAUAAAAACUCAAACAGCUAAAAACCACAACAUGUACACAUGUGUAUUGGUACCAGCAGGUAAAAUAAAAUCUGCAUCACGAGUAGCUAGCUCAUCUUUCUGCAUGGGUUUGUAUCGUUAACGAUCUGUAUAGAUUCACAGAGACAUAUUUGAAGUUAAUACUGCGUGACGGUCUGAGAGAUUUGUACAAAACAAAAAAGGUCUGUUAAUGUUAAUAACUGUACUGGGGCCAAUUUCAUUGCGCUGCUUAACGGAAAAUUUUUGUGCUUAGUGUAGCAGAAAAAAUGUAUUUAGCAUAUAAGCAGAUUUCAUGGGUCAGCAAGAAGGGUGGCACGGUUGGCUUGUGCAUAAAACGCUCGCCUCUCAUCAAGGUGACCCUGGUUCGAUUCCCGGCCGGGGCCAUAUGUGAGUUGAGUUGUGCGUUGGUGCCACAAGGGUUUUCC
Asterias rubens (European starfish) is the source of this 4481-nucleotide messenger RNA. Its product is annotated as E3 ubiquitin-protein ligase TRIM71-like. The coding region runs from base 534 to 3041 and encodes 835 amino acids. NCBI's taxonomy places the organism in Eukaryota, Metazoa, Echinodermata, Asteroidea, Forcipulatida, Asteriidae. Gene Ontology annotation, biological process: positive regulation of DNA-templated transcription. The transcript is spliced from 2 exons. Gene Ontology annotation, molecular function: zinc ion binding; protein binding; ubiquitin-protein transferase activity. Gene Ontology annotation, cellular component: nucleoplasm; chromatin. The record is from RefSeq and is a predicted model, not a curated record.